Podarcis raffonei (Aeolian wall lizard) is the source of this 1350-nucleotide messenger RNA. RefSeq names its product pepsin A-like. The record is from RefSeq and is a predicted model, not a curated record. Lineage: Eukaryota; Metazoa; Chordata; Lepidosauria; Squamata; Lacertidae. Gene Ontology annotation, biological process: proteolysis. Gene Ontology annotation, molecular function: aspartic-type endopeptidase activity. The coding region runs from base 66 to 1214 and encodes 382 amino acids. The transcript is spliced from 9 exons.
GUGUUGCUCUACAGUUGGGACCCACAUUUCAUUUUCAUCAGCGGCUUGGGGAUAAAGGAGACAUCAUGAAGUUGCUUUUGCUUCUGGGCUUGGUGGCACUCUCCCAGUGCUUGGUGACCAAGGUCCCUCUGAGGAAAGGGAAAUCCCUGAGGCAAAACCUUAAAGAACAUGGGCUGCUGGAAAAAUACCUGGAGAAACAUCCUCACAACUUGGGCUCAAAGUAUUUCCCCAGCCAAGGCAACGCAAAUGCCGCUGAGCCCUUGGAGAAUUACAUGGAUAUUGAGUACAUUGGCACCAUCUACAUCGGUACUCCACCACAGCAGUUCACAGUCCUCUUUGACACCGGCUCCUCCAACUUGUGGGUCCCUUCUGUGUACUGCUCCAGCUCAGCCUGCUCAAACCACAACCGCUUCAACCCCCAACAGUCCUCCACCUACCAGGCCACCAGCCAGAGCGUCUCCGUCACAUAUGGCACUGGGAGCAUGACUGGAUUCCUAGCCUAUGACACCGUCCAGGUGGGAAGUAUUGAGGUCACCAACCAGAUCUUUGGCCUGAGUGAGACCGAGCCUGGCACUUUCCUGUAUUAUUCCCCCUUUGAUGGCAUCUUGGGUCUGGCUUACCCCAGCAUUGCCUCCUCUGGUGCAACUCCUGUCUUUGACAACAUGAUGAGCGAGGGUCUGGUGUCUCAGGAUCUCUUUUCCGUCUACCUGAGUUCCAAUGACCAGAGUGGAAGCUUUGUGAUGUUCGGUGGUGUCGACUCAUCCUACUAUUCCGGGAACCUCUACUGGGUGCCUCUCUCUUCUGAGUCUUACUGGCAGAUCACUCUGGACAGCAUCACCAUGAAUGGCCAGGCUAUUGCAUGUUCCGGCGGCUGCCAAGCUAUUGUUGACACUGGUACCUCCCUCUUGGCUGGUCCCCCUCAAGGCAUUUCUAACAUUCAGUACUACAUUGGUGCAAGCAACGGUGAGGUCAGUUGCAGUGCCAUGAACAGCCUACCUGACAUUGUUUUUACCAUCAAUGGCUAUGAGUUCCCUGUGCCUGCCAGUGCCUACAUUCGCCAGGGCCAAAAUGGCUAUUGCACAAGUGGCUUUGAGUCCAUCAGCAUUCCUACUCAGUCUGGUGAGCUGUGGAUCCUUGGGGAUGUCUUCAUCCGCGAGUACUACUGUGUCUUUGACAGAGCAAACAACCAGGUCGGCUUGGCCCCUGUGGCAUGAACGUGACAACAUCUAUUGGCAAAAUGAUUCCCUCAAGGUUGUUUUUACUUGCUGGGACUAAAUUUAGUCACUAUGCUCCCUCCCCAUAAGCUGAAACAUUAAUAACAGUAGAAUAAAAGAAUAUAAAGCAAAUGAA